AUGAACUACACAUGUAUCUCUGAUUUCACUUAUUUAGAUUCUCCUGAAUUUGUAUCUUUGGCUUACCACAUCCUGAGCAUCUUCGAAGCUCCCAUACACUGUCUGGGAUUUUAUUGCUUUUCUCUAGAAGCUUCUGGAUACAUGCUUGGUAUAUCAACGUAUAUAAAUACACCGAUGGUGAUUCAGUGUAACAUGGAUGUUGGUUUCGGCACAUGCAUGCUCAUAUCUAUCGUUUCUAUAUUUGAAAAUCGAUUUUACAUCAUUUGCACAUUUUCCUGGAAGCAAUCCUGGAUGUUUUGGAUACGAUUCUGGCUUGGAACACAUUAUGUUGUACUACUAAUUUUGCUAUGCAUUGUUCCAUUUCUAGUACGAGACCAGGACAUUGCGCGAAGAAAUUUGUUUAAGAGACUACCAUGUUUGCCAAAAUAUCUAUACGAAGCGCCUAUAUUUGUGCUAUCCGAAGAUGUGACGUUUCAUAUGAUCUCUUCUGUUUUGGUCAUAUUAGUGUUGUGUUUUGAAACACUUACUUUUCUUAUUUUCUUAUUCUUAAAUACUGCAAAGCAGGUGAAAGAAAAGACAAUGUCGCGAAAGACAUUUCAACUUCAAAUGCGAUUUAUUAUCACUCUAUUAAUUCAAGUCAGCAUUCCAUUAAUAUGCUUCAUACUUCCACUUGGUUAUACUUUAGUUGUAGUAUUAAACACAUAUUUCAAUCAAGCAAUCAUUAACAUUUUAAUGUUAGCGAUGGCAUCUCAUGGUAUUGUGUCAACAAUUGCUAUGCUGCUGCUUCAUAAGCCUUAUCGGCAUGCAAUCAAAGAGCUUUGGCAUAAAUCGGUUAAAAACUCUGCUGAUGUAUCUGUGCAGCCAGUUGGUGGUAAUUGCGGAAGAAUCAAUUUUGUUGUUCCACGAAUAUAA
Molecule: messenger RNA, 912 nt
Organism: Caenorhabditis elegans
Lineage: Eukaryota; Metazoa; Nematoda; Chromadorea; Rhabditida; Rhabditidae
Source: the annotation of a RefSeq genome assembly